UUCUGAAAUGUGAGAAUGCAGCGUUAUCUUAGGACUCUUGCCUUUUGUCAAAAGGCUACAAGUGUAUAACGUAAACCCUGGUUUAUUUAACUGUAGCUACUCAGCGAGGAGAUGACUCAAAUUAUUUAUAGAAUUAUUUUUAAAUAUAUAAACUAUAGCCUAACUUUACAUUAGGUUAUACUGGUACCAAGGUUAGCCACCGUCUUUAAACCGUGUUGAAUUGGACUUAUUGUGAAUAUUGCUACAUAAACUAAAAAUGGUAAACUAAGGGUUUCAAGUGACUAUCAUUUAUUUUAACGAGCACUUCCUCCAAUUCAUUCUUAAGACCCAUAUUGCAGGAGGGGUUAUCCACAGAUUCUCAGUGUUGUAGUCAACCUUAAUAAGUCUGUUGCGGUCAUUGAGCGGAAUAACAGCUUGUUUGUUAGACUAGCUACAAACUGAAGCCAUGGACAGUGAAAAAGAAUGCGAAAUGACAAGAACGAAACGAAGAGAACGUCAGGCGGGACUGGAGACGGUAGGCAGUAACAUGGGGCUGUGUGGAUGGCUUCUGGUCUUAUUCUCUAUCCUGCUGACUCUGCUCACCCUCCCUGUGUCCAUAUGGAUGUGCAUAAAGAUCGUGAAGGAGUAUGAGCGAGCCAUCAUCUUUCGUCUGGGACGUAUUCUGCGCGGGGGGGCCAAAGGACCAGGUCUGUUCUUCAUUUUGCCCUGUACUGACAGCUUCAUCAAUGUGGAUAUGCGCACCAUCACCUUUGACAUCCCUCCCCAGGAGGUUUUGACCAAAGACUCUGUGACAGUGAGUGUGGACGGGGUGGUGUACUACCAUGUGCAGAAUGCCACCCUGGCAGUAGCCAACAUCACCAACGCCGACGCAGCCACCCGCCUCCUGGCUCAGACCACCCUGCGAAACGUGCUGGGCACCAAGAACCUGUCGGAGAUCCUGUCUGACCGCGAGGAGAUCGCUCACAGCAUGCAUUCUACGCUGGAUGACGCCACCGACGACUGGGGAAUCAAGGUGGAGCGGGUGGAGCUCAAGGAUGUGAAGCUUCCGUUGCAGCUCCAGAGGGCCAUGGCGGCUGAGGCGGAGGCUGCUCGCGAAGCCCGGGCCAAGGUGAUUGCAGCAGAGGGGGAGAUGAACGCCUCGCGGGCACUGAAGGAGGCCGCCAUGGUGAUCGCGGAGGCGCCCUCCGCCCUGCAGCUGCGCUACCUGCAGACCCUCAACACCAUCGCAGCGGAGAAGAACUCCACCAUCGUCUUCCCUCUGCCCAUCGACAUGAUGCAGGGCUUCCUUAAGCGCUAAGACCCCACCCAGGAGGCUCCACCCACUUACCCCACCUAGCAUUAGCAUUGUGUUUCCAAAAAGAGGUGGGCUUGGCUGAGUCUUGUCAGUUUGCGCUUUCUCUUUUCAUGAAAGGAAAUUGUAUUUAUGACUGUUCAAGUCUUUUGCUGCCCAGCUAAUCUUUACAGUGGUUUCGGAAAUGGUGUUAAGUCAGCGCUACGUUAACAGGGCUUUUGUUGAACGCUGUGAGUUCUCGCUAGUCUGUGAUCUUCAGAGAGACAGUUAGGCAGUGGGUAUCAGCAUGCAGUUUCACAGUCUCUUGCAUUUAGCGAUUGAAAAAGGUCAAUGAUGAAACUGAAAAUAAUUAAGUACUCACCAUUUGUAAAAAUGUUUUAAACUCCAAUGUUUUAUACACCAGUACACAUGUACAACAUUCAUAUUUCAUAUUGCUCAUAACCUCAGGAUGAAAUGCCCUUAAACUCGAUUGAAUAUAUGUAUCAUGUACAUUUUAGUAAGAUUGAAAGGAAUGUCUUGUUUUUAUUUUGGGAGAUAAAAUGCCAAAGUCUAACUGUGUUUCAGAAGGUAUCUGAAGAUAUAUUUACUUUACUCUCCGGUCCUUGCUACUCCUGCACUACUACUACUUAAGGUGUUAGUAAUAGUGCCAUUGGGAGUUUUUCAAAGGCUACUUCUUUUGACCUGUAUUUCUGUUCUCUAACACUAAACGCCCCUUGCUAAGACUUGCUGAAGCCACUUCCUAAAUGAUCAACAAAUUUUCAUACGUAAAACAUUCAGCUACCACAAAGGUGUCCAGUCUUAUCCAAGGAGGUAGAUUGGGGAGCAAGGCUAACCUAUAGAACUUGCAUGAAUGGUCAAUCCUUCAUUCGUACGAACCAAUAAAAACACAUUGUUCUCCACAGCUAAGCUCAAUGAUUGAUUGAAAUCAAUGAGCAUAUUAAUGAUGCACAUUUUUCAUUUUGCGAAUCCUCAUUCUCCCAAUGCAAAAAGAAGGGCAGGUUUAGAUUCAGUCUUUCACUUUAGCUUAGCACUGCGACACCCAAUACCUGAAAUAGUGAUGGUCUUCAAUCAGACCAUCGCUGUUGAGUUGUGUGGUUCAGUUCUGGGAUAGAACAAAAAGCUCUGCCCAUGUCAGUCCUUGGUGGAUGAGGAUGGGCACCCGUGGUUUUCACCAGAAAGCUUUUCUGUUUGUUCUUAAUUGUAUUUUUGCUCUUGGUCUUUCGAUCGCUUACCGUUGAUUACUGUAAUUCGAGCUUUUAAACUGAAACCUUGAGGAUAAGACUGAAAUUCAGAAUAAGUGUUUUCUAUGUGAGUAGUUCUCAAACUUGGUCCUGGGGACCCCUGUAUAUGCUGGGAUUUUUUAAUUAGAUUCAUUUUUGAAGGAUUAUUUACCUUCUUAAGCUACAUUGUCAGAAAUAGCUGGAUGAGGACUAACAGGUCAAUAUUCGCAUUUUGCAAUUAGCAAAUAAUUAAUAAUAGAAAGAUAAAACAUUUUGAACUGAUCAAAUUAAAGACUGAUGUGACUCAAUAAGCUCCUAAUUGGUGAAACUGGACACCUGGCCAUUAAAACUAACCGGUAGAUAACGAAGAGUUCAAAGACAACUGAAAUAACGAGUUAAACCUGCAUUGCGUUAAAGAAUUCAAGGAAAAAAUUAUGAAAGAAUUUGAACACAUGUUCAGUAGCCUUAACUGAGCUUCAGAUUGGCUGUAACAAAAAAAAAAAAACAUUUACACAAGGGUCCGCAGGACUGAGUUUUCUCUGAGGGAGAGAGCCAGUAUUCUAGGUUACAAAUAUAGGAAUGCUCUCAAACCUUUUUGCAUUUCUUGAUGAUUGUUACAUUUGCGGAUUCAUAUUUCAUAUUUAUUGUCGUGUUUUAGCAGCAACGCAUAGCCAUAUAACUCUUAUUUGACGUUUAUUGAUGCACUUAUUAAUGUGGUUUCCUUUUUGUCUAUAUAUGUGUGUGUGUGUAUGUCUGUAUGUAUGCACGUACAUAAUCAUACAUUUUAAUAUGUGCACCCUAGAUUCCUUUCUACGAUUGCUGUAGGAUUUCUGUUAUUUUGAAUGUGCCUUCUAUUUUUUUUGAAUAAUCUGAAUUCAGGUGUUGCUGGGCUAUGGUUCCCAGAUUUGUAAACCAAAAACCCACCGAAUGAGCAAAUAAAUGUUUUAAUUAAAACGUAGCCUGACACGUAUUCAAAUAUGGAGUCUAAACAUUGACAUGAAAUACCAGAUGAGAUGAGUACAAUAACUAGCACAGCACACAGUUCAGCAUUUAAUCAUUUGACUGCUAUUGUUGUGAAGUAUGUUUAUAUAGCAAGUUGAUGUGCACUUCCCCCUUCCAACCAACCUGUUGGGUCCUGGCUCUCUCACUGUCUCUGGAGCAGAGAAAAGUAAAUGCCAAAGUGAGAGAAACCACAAGUCUAGCUGCUUAGCUGGAAUGAAGGACAGUAGAUAGCUUGAGGAUGAAUGGGCUAGAUCUGUCAAUUCAGGAUUUGUCUGCAGCUAUCCACGCAAAAGCCAUUUUUUCUAAAAAGUGGUUGGAACUAUUGUUUUUCUUCAAAAUUAUUUGGGAUGGUAAUGUCCAUUCCUCCUACUUCGUAUUACUACUUUGUAAGGGCACCUGUUGCCCCACUAAUAAAUGUAAAAUCACUUUCCUUUCAGAA
This is a messenger RNA of Anguilla anguilla (European eel), 3952 nucleotides long. Its product is annotated as erythrocyte band 7 integral membrane protein-like. Gene Ontology annotation, cellular component: plasma membrane. Bases 446 to 1297 code for a protein of 283 amino acids. The record is from RefSeq and is a predicted model, not a curated record. Lineage: Eukaryota; Metazoa; Chordata; Actinopteri; Anguilliformes; Anguillidae. The transcript has 7 exons.